Messenger RNA from Rhagoletis pomonella (apple maggot), 3358 nucleotides. RefSeq lists its product as uncharacterized. The transcript has a single exon. NCBI's taxonomy places the organism in Eukaryota, Metazoa, Arthropoda, Insecta, Diptera, Tephritidae. Gene Ontology annotation, molecular function: nucleic acid binding; zinc ion binding. The record is from RefSeq and is a predicted model, not a curated record. The annotation marks the transcript as partial.
AUGGGUAAUGAAGAUGAAAUGGAGCAACAGGUUGAUCUGACCAAAGCUGAAAAAUUGUCGGAGUAUAAACAAUUGCGCUCGUCGACCAAGGGAAAUAUAACUCGAAUUAAAACAGCGGUCAGCAAGAAGAAUGUUCCUAUCGAGGAGCUGGGUUGCAGGUUAGAUAUUUUGGAAGCCUACUUCAAGCAGGCAUUGUCGAUUAGUACCAGCAUACUUCGACUGUGUACUCCAUCUGAAUGUGAGUCCGACGAGAAGGCAAUGGCAGACAUCGAGGAUAUUUACGUUGCAGCUAAGGCGAAAAUAAAAGAAAAGCUGGCUGCAAGCCGGGUUGAUGCCGAGGCAAGUGCGCUUAACGUUACAACGGCGGCGAUUCCGCAAUCGUCAAUGAGGCGUCAUAUAAAACUACCAACAUUCGAUGGAAAAUACUCGGAGUUUCCGAAAUUUAUGGCGAUUUUCCAUAAGAUGGUGAAUCAAGAUGAAACCUUGGACGAUUGCGAGCGGUUUUUAAUUCUUAAAGAUAAUUUAUCCGCACGAGCACUUCACGCCAUUGAUGAAUUCGAGAUUACCAGUUUAAAUUAUAAGAAGGCGCUUGACCGGCUGAGGAGUAACUUCGAUAAAAAAAAUUUAAUGUUCGAGGAACAUAUUACGGCGUUAUUUUCUGAGAAAAAGGUGUCGAGCUCGGGCGAUUUGCGGGAAUUGAUUGACUCAGUGAACACUCAUUUAAACGCGAUGCUGUCGUUUGGUAAUUAUAAAGACAUAACUAAUGCUAUGAUCAUCUAUCUUGUAGCAACGAAAUUAGACGAGGAAUCCUUGGCAAAGUGGGAGGAAUCUAUCGACUAUACAAGGCUAUCCACUUGGGAUGAAUGCUCUGCAGUGUUGACUAAGAGAUGUGAAAAUAUGGAGGCUCGAGAGACAAGAACGGCACGCUGUGGCGAGAACGAGGACGAUGGAAGCAAAGCUAGUCGCAAAGAUAAUCGCAAGGCGGUUGGUUGUAAAAAAAACGUUUUGGCUAUAGAGAAAGGUGGAUGCGAAGUUUGUCGAAAGGACGGGCACAACGUAGAAAGCUGCCGUAAAUUUGAGGCUCAGAAGGUUCCGCAGAGGCGCAAAACGGCACGACAUUUGAGGCUGUGCUUCGUGUGUUUGCAAAGUGGGCAUAAGGCCAGUAGCUGUCAAGCGAAACGGUGUAUAGAGUGCGGUGGUGACCACCAUAAAAUGCUGCAUAAAAACAACGUAGAAGUGAAGACGAUCGACGCACCAGGCACGACGCAAGCUGCUACGGUAGGUCAAGUUGCUGUGCAUGCUACGAUGCAAAACGAAGGCGCGGAUGUUAUUUUGGCAACGGCGGUAAUUGGUAUCAAGGGGAGAAAUGGACCGGAAAUCCAAGCUCGUGCGCUUUUGGAUUCAGCGUCCCAACUAAAUUUGAUGUGCGAACCGCUUAUGCAGAGACUAAAGCUUAAAUGGACUUCAUGCAUCAUGACUGCGCACAGCAUUGCAGACAGUGGCACAAAUAUUACAAGAAAAGUGCAGGCAAGCGUCAAAUCAAGGAUUGGUGGUUACGAGACAUCACUUGAGUUUUAUGUGUUGCCAAAAAUAACGUCGUUUAAGCCAGACCAAUUUAUGAAUGCAGAUGAUUGGGGCAUCCCUAGUAACAUAUCAUUGGCAGAUCCGAAUUUCAACAAGCCUGGCCGUAUAGACGUACUGUUAGGCGCAGAAAUCUUUUGGGACUUAUUAUCGGUUGGCCGAAUUACGCUGAAAGCGAAUCUCCCGCGAUUGCAGAAAACUGUGCUGGGUUGGGUCGUGUCAGGUGUGACAAAUCGAGCCGACUCCAACGAGAGGCUUAGGAGCAGCUUAAUGAUGACAUCAUCCAAGCAACCAGGUGUUGAAGAGGAACUGACGGCCCUUGUAGAGAAAUUUUGGCUGAUGGAACAGGUUGAUGCAAAAACACUGUUUCCAACAGCGGACGAGGCACUGUGUGAAGAGAUUUUUAUCAAAGAAUCUAGACGUGAUGACACUGGGCGCUUCGUGGUAAGGAUUCCAUUUAAAGAAAAUGUCGCUGAGCUAGGUGACUCAAAUCAAGCGGCAUUACGGCGAUUCUUGCUCCUUGAAAAGAGACUAAGGAAUAAUCCAGUAUCAAGGGAUUCCAGAGAAAAGGUAAAGUACCUUGCACCGCAUACGUUUGUGUUACGGCCAGAAUCUACAAGUACUAAACUGCGGGUAGUGUUUGACUGCAGUUGUAAGACCUCAUCGGGGCUCUCUUUGAAUGAUGUAAUGUGCAAAGGACCCAUUGUACAAGAUGACUUGCUGGCGAUCGUGUUGCGCUUUCGAUGCUAUAAGUAUGCGAUAACAGCGGAUGUGACGAAAAUGUAUCGGCAAGCCUGGGUGAGUGAAGAGGAUUCAUUUUAUCAAUGUAUAUUGUGGCGGCCAACCCCAAAUGAAGAUAUUGAAGUAUAUCGCUUAUUGACGAUCACGUACGGAACGGCGUCCGCGCCAUAUCUGGCGACGAGAUGUGUAAAGGCACUUGGUGAACAGUGCGCAGAGAAGUUUCCAUAUGGUGCAAACAAGGUUUUAUCAGAUUUUUAUAUGGACGAUCUGAUAUCAGGUGCAGACUCCGAUGAGCAGCUACAACAAAUUUACUCGGAGGUCAGCGAGAUUUUAAGUUCUGCAGGGUUUGAGCUACGUAAAUGGUACUCGAAUAAUAGUGAAUUUUUGAAGAAAGUGCCAUCGGAUGAUCAAGAGAAGCCACUGCGUAUGAACGAUGCCGAAAUCAUCAAAACUCUCGGUAUUAUAUGGGAGCCAACUUCCGAUGUGUUUCGUUAUGAUUGGCCGGAGCUGAAAAUGGAUAAACCGGUGACAAAACGGAUUGUGCUGGCGGAGAUUGCGAGUCUGUUUGAUCCUCUCGGUCUAAUAAACCCCAUAAUCGUAAAGGCUAAGAUCUUUUUGCAAAAUCUGUGGAUUAUAAAGGUGCAUUGGGAUGAAUCCCUACCAUUGGAGGAUAACGCUCAGUGGAUCAGAUUUCGCGAGAAACUGCCUUUGGUCAAAGAUAUACGAGUACCACGAUAUAUUUUGGCGAAAAAUGGUCCUGCCCGAGUCGAAUUACACGGAUUUUGUGAUGCGUCGCUGCGGGCUUAUGGGGCAUGCGUGUACAUUCGCACCGUCAAUGAGCUGGACGAGGUUACGGUGGCGCUGUGGAGCGCCAAGUCCAGAGUGGCACCAUUAAGAACUAAGUCGCUACCACGAUUGGAAUUACUUGGAGCUGAAUUAUUGGCCAAGUUAUUAACCAAAACCCAAGAAAACUUGGUCGUUUCAUUGAAUGCAAUCUAUUUGUGGACAGAUAGCGAAAUCGUACUAAAUUGGUUAA